CGGAGCUCCGAGCCGCGCGGACACAGCUGAGCCCAGCCCACUGGACGUCAGACUUCUCCCGUCGCUCGCUCCCCAUCCACCCACCGUUCGGAGCCGAGGCGGAGUCCUCCCGAUCUUCCCCUGCCUCUACCCUGCCCCGAGCCUCCUCUCCAACUCCCGCGUCGUGGCACCACCUGCCUCGAGCAGCACCCUUGGUCAUGGAAACCCUGCAGCUGCUGGCUUCUGCCCUCUUCUGCUGCCUUCUAUUGAUCAGGGGGUUGGGAGCAGCGCCCCCGGGACGCCCUGAGGCGCAGGCACCUCCUUUCAGCUCUGACCAUAAAGUGGCAGUAGCUGGAGACCCAGUGCCCGGGUCCAAGGAGGGCAGCCCCCCCGAGGUCCGAGCUGCUCGGAAUUCCGAGGCGCAGGACGAAGGCGAUCUCUUCCAGGGCGUGGAUCCCCGGGCGCUGGCCGCGGUGCUGCUGCAGGCACUCGACCGGCCGGCCUCGCCCCCAGCAUCAGGCGGCUCCCAGCAGGGGCCGGAGGACGAGGGGGCAGAGGAUCUGCUGACCGAAACCGUGCGCAGCCAGACCCACAGCCUCCCGGUGCCGGAGACCCAAGCGCCUCCGGUGCCGCCUCGCCCCCAGACUCAGGAGGAGAGUGGUCCCGAGGGCUACCCUACCGAAGAGCUGGAGGCCCUGGCGUCCUUACUCCAGGAACUGCGAGAUUUCAGUCCCAGCAACGCUAAGCGGCAGCAAGAGACGGCGGCCGCCGAGACAGAGACCCGUACGCACACGCUGACCCGUGUCAACCUGGAGAGCCCCGGGCCGGAGCGCGUGUGGCGCGCUUCCUGGGGAGAGUUCCAGGCGCGCGUCCCCGAGCGCGCGCCCCUGCCACCUCCCGGCCCCCCGCAAUUCCAGGCGCGUAUGUCCGAGAGUGGGUCCUUGCCCGAAGCCCACCGGUUCGGGGAAGGGGUGUCUUCCCCCAAAGCACACCUGGGAGAGGCACUGGCACCCUUGUCCAAGGCGUACCAAGGCCUGGGAGCCUCCUUCCCCAAGGCGCGCCGGCCGGAGAGCUCGCUCUUGGGCGGCUCCGAGGCGGGGGAGCGCCUCCUACAGCAGGGGCUAGCGCAGGUAGAGGCUGGGCGGCGGCAGGCGGAGGCCACUCGGCAAGCCGCGGCGCAGGAGGAGCGACUGGCAGACCUGGCCUCGGACCUGCUGCUCCAGUAUCUGCUGCAGGGCGGGGCUCGGCCGCGCGGCUUGGGGGGCCAGGGGCUGCCGGAGAAGGUGGAGCCGGCGAGCCCGAGGGAGGCGGAGGCGGAGCAGGAGAGGCGCGGCGGGGAGGAGAGGGAGGAAGAAGAGGAUGAGGAGGCGGCGGAGGCGGAGGCGGAGGCGGAGGAGGCGGAGAGGGCGCGGCAGAACGCGCUCCUGUUCGCCGAGGAGGAGGAGGACGCCGAAGCCGGAGCCGAAGACAAGCGCUCCCAGGAGGAGACGCCCGGCCACCGGCGGGAGGGGGCCGAGGAGGGCGGGGAGGAGGAGGACGACGACGAUGACGAAGAGAUGGACCCGCAGACCAUCGAUAGCCUCAUUGAGCUGUCCACCAAACUGCACCUGCCAGCCGACGACGUGGUCAGCAUCAUCGAGGAGGUGGAAGAGAAGCGGAAGCGGAAGAAGAACGCCCCUCCCGAGCCGGUGCCGCCCCCCCGGGCCGCGCCCGCUCCCACCCACGUCCGCUCCCCGCAGCCCCCACCCCCGGUUCCCGCGCCCGCUCACGACGAGCUGCCCGACUGGAACGAGGUGCUCCCGCCCUGGGAUCGGGAGGACGAGCUGUAUUCCCCGGGCCCCUAUCACCCUUUUCCCAACUACAUCCGGCCGCGGACACUGCAGCCACCGGCCGCCUCGCGCCGCCGCCACUACCAUCACGCCCUGCUGGCUCCGCGCCACCCUCUCGGCCCCGAGGCCCAGGCGCGGCGCGCGCAGGAGGCGGCCGAGGCGGAGGAGCGGCGGCUGCAGGAGCAGGAGGAGCUGGAGAAUUACAUCGAGCACGUGCUGCUCCGGCGCCCGUGACCCGCCGGGCUCCGCCCGGGCACUUCCCCCUCCGUGUCCCCCCUCAGUGUUUGCAUGCGCCCUGGCCCCGGCCCCGCCCUCCCUCGCCCGCGGGCCCCGCCCCGCCCCAGGGCUGUGCCAAGAUCUGUCAAACCUCUUCCUGGAUCCGAAGCCCAAAUUCCCACACUCACCCUUGGGUGACCUGGGGGCCAGUCUGGGUGGGCCCGCGGUUUGUGCGAAUUCCUUCCCCAACGCCCCCCUUCCCCUCCCCCCACUGAAACCUGAAAACUGCCGUUCCAGUGAGUUGUGAAGACGUGUGUCUGUCUCCCCCUUGGUGUCCCACGACCCCCAUCCCCCCUUCAGAUCGCUGUGAACUGACCCCCUUUCCUUCUCUGUUGUAAAUACCCCUCACGGAGGAAAUAGUUUUGCUAAGAAAUAAAAGUGACUAUUUUA
Echinops telfairi (small Madagascar hedgehog) is the source of this 2474-nucleotide messenger RNA. RefSeq names its product VGF nerve growth factor inducible (gene VGF). The record is from RefSeq and is a predicted model, not a curated record. Gene Ontology annotation, molecular function: neuropeptide hormone activity. Bases 198 to 2042 code for a protein of 614 amino acids. Lineage: Eukaryota; Metazoa; Chordata; Mammalia; Afrosoricida; Tenrecidae. The transcript has 2 exons. Gene Ontology annotation, biological process: regulation of synaptic plasticity; carbohydrate homeostasis.